Molecule: messenger RNA, 1032 nt
Organism: Penicillium concentricum
Lineage: Eukaryota; Fungi; Ascomycota; Eurotiomycetes; Eurotiales; Aspergillaceae
Product: NAD(P)-dependent alcohol dehydrogenase
Exons: 3
Coding region: 1-1032 (343 amino acids)
Biological process (GO): alcohol metabolic process
Molecular function (GO): zinc ion binding; alcohol dehydrogenase (NADP+) activity
Source: RefSeq, a predicted model, not a curated record
AUGGAUGUCUCAUUCGAAGUCUACCGUGGUUCCCCUAGUAGCCAUAUUGUAUCGGACACCACCACUCGAAGACUUGGACUCAAUGAGGUCUAUAUUGAAAUCACCCACUCGGGCAUUUGUGGAACGGAUGAGCACUUUUUGAAAUCAACCCAGGUGCUCGGUCAUGAGGGCGUUGGAAUUAUCAGGCUUCUGGGUUCAAACGUGACCACAGUCAAGGUUGGCGAUCGCGUUGGGUUUGGAUAUGUGCGCAAGGUCUGCGGUGCCUGUGAUAAUUGUGGGAUUGGCUGGGAUCAAUACUGCCGGAGUGCUAGGGUUUACGGUGAAUGUGACUUUGAUAUCGGCACCUUCUGCCAUGGCACAGUCUGGGAUGCUAGUUGCAUCUUUGUUAUCCCUGAUGGCUACUUAUCUGAAGAUGCUGCACCUCUCAUCUGUGCUGGGGCCACGGUCUGGAACUGCUUGACCCAUUUUGGAGCCCGGCCAGUAGAUCGGGUCGGCAUCGUGGGCGUUGGAGGCCUGGGCCACUUAGCUAUUAAAAUUGCCGCCGAGAUGGGAUGUCACGUUGUGGUUCUGUCUCGAUCCGACGAUAAGAAAGAGGACGCGCUGCAAUAUGGUGCAGACGAGUUUUAUAUCAUGGAUCAGAUUGAUCGCGCCUCCUUUCGGCCGUUAAAGCAUUUGUUGCUCUGUGGAAGUUACUUGGGCGACCUAGCAUCAUUGAUACGUCUUAUGGAUACCAACGGGACUAUUUAUCCCAUGACUGCUACUUUGACAGAAACACUCGUUCCAUUCCUCCCCAUGAACAGUCGUGGGAUUCGAAUCCAAGGAACCAGGGUCGCUUCCCGACAGGAUCUCCGAGAACUGAUCGAGUUCUGCAAUCGCAAAAAGAUCAAGCCCACGAUUGUGAAGUUUCCUAUGACACCAGAUGGUAUCAAAGAGGCGAUGCAGAAAUUGAAAAAUGGGGAAAUAAAGUAUCGGGCAGUUCUAGUUCGUGAGCUGCCUCCGGUAGCAACUCCCGUAGGAUGCCUGGGCGUUUGA